AUGGGACUCUUUGUCAAACAGCUACUGUUUUUGAACAGGGCGUCUGAGAUUGGCCACGGGGUUGUUGGCGGAUUGAAUUGGCCACAAGUGAUUGUUUGGAAAUGGCUGCGACAUUUUUUGGAAGGGACAAAAGCUGACACACUCACUCCAGGUGUGACGCUGAGGACAGCGCACACAGCGCGAACCGCGCGCACGGGGCGCACGGCGCAGACCGGCAAUACGCUCCUCAGUCGCAUCACGAACUUGAAGGACUCCGACAACUUUCAAUACCACCCGGCAGCCAUGGCCGCGCUGGAACCUCGAGUAGCGCAAAGAUCUGGGCUGUCGAGUGGUGAAGUAGAGGAAGCAGAGAGCAUACCGAAAGAUACCAUUCUUCCAGCUUUGAUGAUAAGCCUUUGCUGCUUUAACAACACGGAGUACCACGGAUGGAACUCUGCGAUGGCUAUCGGUUUGGCUCAAUCGGCCGGAGAUUUGUCGGCGGCUUUUGUCAUGAAACUCCUUCCAAGUGGUUCCAGUGAUGGCACAUCAGAAGUGGGAUUCUGUCGCCGCAUUUUCAUGCGGCCCUACAAUCUCUCCUGGUUGGUGCUGUUUUGGAUGCUGAGACAGAUGGCAUGGGAAGGGCACAAAACGGAUUGGCUCCAAGUAUCCCAGCGCUUUUGCUCGCGUUUCUCUUGCGACCCUCCGGCCACUAAGGGCACUCUGGCAAUGGCAAGCCCCUGGCUGGUGGCAGCGGUUACAGCGCAAGUGCUGAUGGGUUCCCUCUUUGUUUACAGUUUGAAAUUCACCACCGACUUAAGCCUUUUCUAUUCCUUGGGCGACAACGGAGUUCUCCUUACGAUACAGGUCUGGUGCAAGACUGCCCACAACGCUGGGGCUUGUUUCUCCAGCGUUUUGGGCCCUUUGAUCUAUCUCGAGAUGUCACCUGUGGCUCCCUUCCUGGUGGCUGGCAGCGUCUCCGCUACGACCUUCGUGGUCUUCAGCGCCUUCUUCGCCUUCCGCGUGGGGCUGCUGAACAUGGAAAGCGCCGAGGAACAACGCGCACAGCACAAGGGGAUCAAGCGCGUCUCUGCGUGGCGGUCACGUGGAUGCAACGGAUGCAACGGGGGAUGGUGGAGGUGGAUGGAUGGAUGA
Messenger RNA from Cladocopium goreaui, 1131 nucleotides. The record is from the annotation of a GenBank genome assembly. NCBI's taxonomy places the organism in Eukaryota, Dinophyceae, Suessiales, Symbiodiniaceae.